Molecule: messenger RNA, 734 nt
Organism: Amoebophrya sp. A25
Lineage: Eukaryota; Dinophyceae; Syndiniales; Amoebophryaceae
Source: the annotation of a GenBank genome assembly
GGGAGACGUUGCGAGUGACCAUAUCUCAGGUAAGCAUACUGACAUACUGUAAAUUAGUGUUAGGAUUUAAUUGACUUCCUGUAACCCUAGAAAUAACCGGCCUCAAAGAAACGGAGAGCAAAAGCAAUAUAUGCCCUAAAUCAUAUAUAACGUUAUGGUCUAUCAUUGAGCAAAGUGAGCAACGAGAAUCAAAAUGGAUAUGGGUCGAGGUUUAGGAGCUCUCGCUUGACACCAUGAAUCAGGUAGAGCAGUCAACGCAAGCUGCACUUAGAAAUCUACACGAGGCUCGGAACGAUCAAGCCGCAUUACUCGAGGAAAAGGAACGGCUACGCAAGGGCAUGAAAUCAUCCCAGACGCGCGUUGCGACUGCGCAAGCCAGAAUAGCCGCUCUGCAGGAUAGAAAAAGAACCACGAAGCAACGCUUAGAGGAGGAAAUGGGCACUCGUGAGAACGAAUUCAGAAAGCGGUUAUUCAAGUAACAAGACCAACUUGAACUUAUUCCUGAUUCACUAUUUUUAAUUAAACAGUGGUCAGUGGUGCUACUCAUGCUAAAACUGUCUAGUUAGUGUUAGAUCUCAAGAGCACCUCUUCAUAUUACAUUCAUUACACGACUGUAAAUUCGGAACUGCAGGAGAACUUGGAUUACACAUAUUAGGCACCAACAGCGAUUGCGUGAUUUGCAAAUGCAGCUGGGCCAGGGUACGCGAGAAAUGAAGCGAUUGGAGGAGCUUGCG